Molecule: messenger RNA, 4197 nt
Organism: Cercopithifilaria johnstoni
Lineage: Eukaryota; Metazoa; Nematoda; Chromadorea; Rhabditida; Onchocercidae
Source: the annotation of a GenBank genome assembly
AUGGCUCUUGUCGGCGUGGAUUUUCGUGCACCUUUACGCACUGUGAAACGUGUACAGUUCGGUAUCCUCAGUCCUGAUGAAAUUAAACGGAUGUCAAUUGGGGAAAUCGAAUUUUCCGAAAUUUAUGAAAAUGGAAAACCGAAGUUGGGUGGGCUGAUGGAUCCACGACAAGGCGUAGUCGAUCGAAGAGGACGUUGCAUGACUUGCGCUGGUAGCUUAGCUGAUUGCCCAGGACACUUUGCACAUAUUGAACUUGCCAAACCUGUAUUUCAUAUCGGAUUUUUGAGUAAAACAUUAAAGUUGCUGCGUUGUGUGUGUUUCUACUGCAGUCGGUUAAUGGUGGAUAAAGAUAGCGCUCGAAUAAAAGAGCUGCUCAAGAAAACUGUUGGAAAUGCACGUCGCAGACUAACCGUAAUUUAUGAAAUAUGCAAAUGCAAGACUGUUUGUGAAGGUGGCGAUGAGCUACAUGCCGUUGGAGGAGAGGACGGUGAAGAGAGUGAGAAAGAAGUCAAAUCAGGUGGUUGUGGUAGAUAUCAGCCUUCAUACAAGCGAGUGGGAAUAGAUAUCAUAGCAGAAUGGAAGAAGCACAUCAACGAAGAUACACAAGAAAGAAAAAUCGUUUUAACUGCAGAGCGGGCACUGGAAAUUUUCAAAUCAAUUUCGGAUUCGGAUUGUCUCAUACUUGGUAUGGAUCCACGAUACGCUCGUCCGGACUGGAUGAUUGCACAAGUGAUUGCGGUGCCACCACUAGCUGUUAGGCCUGCUGUAGUUACGUUUGGUUCAGCGCGUAAUCAGGAUGACUUAACGCACAAGCUUUCGGACAUCGUUAAAACUAAUAAUCAGUUGAAGCGAAAUGAAGCAAAUGGAGCGGCUGCGCACGUCCUUGCAGAAGACGUCAAGCUUUUGCAGUAUCACGUGGCCACGCUAAUUGAUAAUUCCAUUCCUGGCCUUCCUGCGGCUACACAAAAAGGAGGCCGACCUCUGAAAUCAAUCAAACAACGUCUAAAAGGGAAAGAAGGCCGAAUUAGAGGAAAUUUGAUGGGUAAACGAGUGGAUUUCUCAGCUCGAACUGUAAUUACGCCAGAUCCAAACUUGCCGAUAGAUACAGUUGGUGUGCCUCGUACUAUUGCGCAAAAUAUGACAUUUCCAGAAAUUGUUACACCUUUCAAUAUUGAUAAGUUACAAGAAUUGGUGAAUCGUGGUGAUAGUCAGUAUCCUGGGGCAAAAUAUAUCAUUCGUGAAAAUGGUGCUCGAGUUGAUCUACGUUAUCAUCCAAGAGCAGCGGAUCUUCAUCUACAGCCUGGUUACAGAGUGGAACGACAUAUGAAAGAUGGUGACAUUAUUGUUUUCAAUCGACAACCAACGCUACACAAAAUGUCUAUGAUGGGUCAUAAAGUUAAGAUUCUGCCAUGGUCAACAUUUCGUUUAAAUCUUUCCGUAACAACACCUUACAAUGCUGAUUUUGAUGGAGAUGAGAUGAACCUACAUUUACCGCAAAGUUUGGAAACGAAGGCUGAAGUUUCUGAAAUUUCAAUGGUGCCAAGGCAGCUGAUCACAGCUCAGGCAAAUAAACCAGUGAUGGGUAUUGUUCAAGAUACACUUACUGCAGUCCGCAUGAUGACUAAACGUGAUGUGUUUAUUGAAUUACCACGAAUGAUGGAUCUACUGAUGCAGAUGCCUAACUGGGAUGGGAAAGUUCCCCAGCCUGCUAUAUUAAAACCAAAACCGUUAUGGACUGGAAAACAAGUGUUCACUUUGAUCAUUCCUGGUAAUGUGAAUGUACUACGAACUCAUUCAACUCAUCCAGAUGACGAGGAUAACGGUCCUUAUAAGUGGAUUUCUCCUGGUGAUACUAAGGUGAUCAUUGAACACGGUGAACUAUUAUCGGGAAUUAUUUGUUCCCGAACUGUUGGCCGUUCAGCUGGUAAUCUGUUACAUGUUGUCACGUUAGAACUUGGUUGGGAAGUUGCAGCACACUUUUAUUCGCACAUACAAACUGUUGUUAAUGCCUGGUUGCUUGCUGAAGGGCAUACUAUUGGCAUUGGUGAUACUAUUGCUGAUCAAGCUACAUAUCGUGAUAUUCAAGAAACGAUCCGCAAAGCGAAGUUGGAUGUCGUAGAAGUUAUUGAAAAGGCACACAAUGACGAGUUGGAACCAACUCCAGGCAAUACGCUACGACAGACCUUUGAAAAUAUGGUAAAUCGCAUUUUGAAUGAUGCACGUGAUCGUACUGGUGGCAGUGCACAGCGUUCUUUAUCCGAACACAACAAUUUCAAAGCUAUGGUUGUUGCCGGUUCCAAAGGAUCCAAAAUUAAUAUUUCUCAGGUCAUAGCAUGUGUGGGACAGCAAAACGUUGAAGGUAAACGUAUUCCAUUCGGUUUCCGCCAUAGGACCUUGCCUCAUUUUAUCAAAGAUGAUUACGGACCCGAGUCGAAAGGUUUCGUCGAGAAUUCAUAUUUGGCAGGGCUAACUCCAUCCGAGUUCUUUUUUCAUGCUAUGGGUGGUCGUGAAGGUCUCAUCGAUACUGCCGUAAAGACAGCAGAAACUGGCUACAUUCAGCGUCGGCUUAUCAAAGCUAUGGAAAGUGUAAUGGUCAAUUAUGACGGUACUGUGCGCAAUUCGCUUGGGCAAUUAGUGCAGUUAAGAUAUGGUGAGGAUGGUCUAGAUGGUAUGUGGGUUGAAAAUCAGUCUAUGCCGAGUAUGAAGCCAACAAAUGCCUUGUUUGAAAAGGAGUUUAAGUUGGACCUUUCUGAUGAAAAAGCUUUGCGUAAAAUAUACACUGAAAACGUUGUUCGCGAAUUACAAGGCUCUGGGGAAGCACUUAAAGAAGUAGAAGCUGAAUGGGCACAACUUGAAGAAGAUCGUCGUUUGCUUCGAAAAAUAUUUCCUAAGGGCGAUGCCAAAAUUGUGUUACCGUGUAAUUUGCAACGCAUGAUUUGGAAUGCGCAGAAAAUAUUUCGUGUAGAACUUCGAAAGCCGACUGAUCUUAAUCCUCUACGUGUAAUUGAAGGUGUUAAAGAACUUAGCAAGAAGCUUGUUAUUGUUAGCGGUGAAGAUCGAAUCAGCAAACAGGCUCAGUACAACGCUACGCUUCUGAUGAAUAUACUGCUACGAUCAACGCUUUGUGCAAAAAGGAUGGCCGAAAAACAUCGUUUGAAUUCGGAAGGUUUCGAAUGGCUUAUUGGUGAAAUCGAAUCUCGCUUCAAGCAAGCAAUCGUACAGCCUGGUGAAAUGGUUGGUGCAAUAGCGGCGCAAAGUUUGGGUGAACCAGCUACGCAGAUGACUCUAAACACUUUUCAUUAUGCUGGUGUUUCGGCCAAAAAUGUCACACUUGGCGUUCCACGAUUGAAAGAAAUCAUUAAUGUCUCGAAGAAACCGAAAACACCUUCAUUGACCGUUUUUCUGCAAGGAACUGCUGCAAAAGAUGCCGAGAAAGCGAAGGACGUACUGUGCAAAUUGGAACAUACAACGUUACGAAAAGUAACAGCAAAUACAGCAAUUUACUAUGAUCCGGAUCCGAAGAAUACGAUAAUUGAAGAAGAUCAGGAAUGGGUGAACAUUUUCUAUGAAAUGCCUGAUUUUGAUCCAUCUCGAUGUAGUCCGUGGCUUUUGCGUAUCGAAUUGGAUCGCCGACGGAUGACUGAUAAGAAAUUAACGAUGGAAGCAAUUGCAGAUAAAAUACAUCAGGGAUUUGGAGAUGAUCUGAAUGUCAUUUAUACAGAUGAUAAUGCAGAAAAACUUGUAUUCCGGCUUCGUAUUACCAAUCAGGAAGGUGAUAAGGGUAAUGAAGAUGAGCAGGUGGAACGAAUGGAAGAUGAUGUAUUCUUGCGGUGUAUUGAAACCAAUAUGCUUAGUGAUCUCACGCUUCAGGGUAUUGAAGCAAUCACUAAGGUAUAUAUGCAUAAGCCAACAACUGAUGACAAAAAACGAGUUGUGAUUACUCCGGAUGGUGGCUUUAAGGCAAUUCCGGAAUGGCUUCUGGAAACUGAUGGUACUGCCUUAGCUAAGGUACUGAGUGAACAAAAUGUGGAUCCGAUACGCACGACGUCCAACGAUAUAUGUGAAAUAUUCGAAGUUUUGGGAAUUGAAGCAGUGCGAAAAGCUAUUGAGCGUGAAAUGAAUCACGUUAUUUCGUUUGAUGGUUCCUAUGUCAACUAUAGACAUUUGGCUCUUCUGUGUGACGUUAUGACUGCUAAA